Messenger RNA from Sphaeramia orbicularis (orbiculate cardinalfish), 1723 nucleotides. RefSeq names its product major histocompatibility complex class I-related gene protein-like. Gene Ontology annotation, cellular component: external side of plasma membrane. The record is from RefSeq and is a predicted model, not a curated record. The transcript is spliced from 7 exons. Gene Ontology annotation, biological process: immune response. Lineage: Eukaryota; Metazoa; Chordata; Actinopteri; Kurtiformes; Apogonidae. Bases 76 to 1095 code for a protein of 339 amino acids.
UGGACACACCCACAGACUCUCUAAACACACUUCAGACCAGAUGACACUCAAGCUUCAAGCAGAUGAAAAAACACAAUGCAGGCAUUAUUUGUGUUAAUCCUCAUCUGUCAUGUCACAUAUGCAGUGAAACAUUCCCUGAAAUAUUUUCUUACUGCAACUUCAGGCGUCCCAGACUUCCCUGAGUUUGUGGGUGCAGCGAUGGUGGAUGAGGUUCAGGUGGGCUACUGUGACAGCAGCAUCAAGUCUGCAGAACCCAAACAAAACUGGAUGAAAACAUUAAUACAUGAUGAUCCUCAGCAUCUAGAGUGGUAUACGCAGAAGUGUUUAGGUAACCAGCAGGUGUUCAGAACCAACAUUGACCACCUGAAUAAACGCUUAAACCAGACUGGAGGUGCUCAUAUUUUACAGCGGAUGAAUGGUUGUGAAUGGGAUGAUGAGACUGGUGAGAUUACUGGUUUUAAUCAGUAUGGUUAUGAUGGAGAAGACUUCAUAGUACUGGACCUAAAGACACUGACAUGGACAGCGCCUAAACCUCAAGCCGUUGUCACCAAACGAAGAUGGGAUACAGAGAAGGCUAGAUUAGAAUACAAUAAAAACUAUUACAUCUAUAAAUGCCCUGAGUGGCUGAAAAAGUACGUGGCCUAUGGGAAGAAGUUUCUGCAGAGAACAGAGUUUCCUUCAGUGUCUCUCCUCCAGACGUCUCCAUCCUCUCCAGUCACCUGCCAUGCUACAGGUUUCUACCCUCACAGAGCUGUGAUGUUCUGGAGAAGAGAUGGAGAGGAGGUACAUGAGAACGUGGAGCAUGGAGAGAUCCUUCCCAAUGAUGAUGGAACCUUCCAGAUGAGUGUGAACAUGGACUUGUCAUCGGUCAAAUCUGAAAACUGGGGGAGGUACGACUGUGUGUUUCAGCUCUCUGGAGUCCAGGACACCUAUGUUAUCAAACUCAACAAAGCAGUGAUCAGGACUAACAGAGUGCCUCCUUCAGAGUUUCAUCCUGGUUAUGCUGUUGGAUUGGUUGUCGGGCUGCUUCUCGUUGUCUGCAUCGUUGGAACCUUGAUCUGGAAGAGAAACAAUGGAUUCCACCUUGUUCAGUAAGGGGAACAGUCAAUCCUGGAGGAGGAAUGGGAGAGAAACUCCACAUUCUCUGGAAUAAAUUCAUUAAAAAGUUUUCCAUCUCCUACUUUUAUUUCUUCAUCUUUUUCUCUUCUACAUCUUUUUGUCCUCAUCUGGUUUGUCUUUUUCUUCAUUUUCUUUCUCUUCAUCCUCCUCAGCUUCUUUUUCACUUUAUUCUUCUUGUUCGUCUUCAUUUUCUGCUUCAUCAUAGUAGUAGUACUUUUCCUUUCUCUCUUUCAUAUUCCUCUUCUCCUCCCUCUUUGUCUUCCCACCCUAGCCCUACUUAAAAUUCUGAAACUAUUCUAAAUAUUUAUCAUUUGUUGUAUUGUAUUUAUAUCCAGACAAAUUAUAUCUCUGUAGUUAUCAUGAUCCCCUGCCCUACUUUUAGAUUAAGACAGAUAAGGUUAAAAACUUAUUUAAAAUGGCCCAUUUUUAGGACAGUUUAACCAAGCAAUGUGUCAUUAAACAUGAUUUGGCCAAUGUGAUUAAUGACUGUAAAUUCACCAUGUUCAGACAUUUAACCUGUGAUUGUGACUAAAUACAUCUGCAUUUUACACACUUUCUUGUUUGUGAUUUACUUUGUCGUUUGUCUUUUUCAACGCUAAACCAG